Molecule: messenger RNA, 957 nt
Organism: Guillardia theta CCMP2712
Lineage: Eukaryota; Cryptophyceae; Pyrenomonadales; Geminigeraceae
Exons: 1
Coding region: 1-957 (318 amino acids)
Source: RefSeq, a predicted model, not a curated record
AUGCAAGUGCUUGGAUGUUUGCGGGGAAGCGGUCGGUUGACUCGCUGCCUUGUGCAUCAAUACCGUUCACAAAUCUUGUAUGAACCUUCCUUGCGGUCAUCUGCACACUGCAAGCUUCUCAACCUUUGGGGAAAAAACAUCUCAUCAGAUAACCAAUGGAUUAAUUUGCAGAGACUGGAUCAAGAGUACGUUGAAGCUAGAAAGGCGUUGAGAGACAUUCGGAGAAAGGGGACUCGCGAAGAAAUAGUGGUGGCCGAACGCGAGGUAGCUGAGAUGAGGCUUGAUGCAGCCAGGGCCAGGGGGAACCCGGUCGAGAUAGCAGGGGCGGAGCAGGACCUGGCCCAGGCGAGGCUUGAUGCAGCCAGGGCCAGGGGGAACCCGGUCGAGAUAGCAGGGGCGGAGCAGGACCUGGCCCAGGCAAAAGCCGCGACAGUAGAAGGAAUGGCCCAGGCGAGGCUUGAUGCAGCCAGGGCCAGGGGGGACCCGGUCGAGAUAGCAGGGGCGGAGCAGGACCUGGCCCAGGCAAAAGCCGCGACAGUAGAAGGAAUGGCCCAGGCGAGGCUUGAUGCAGCCAGGGCCAGGGGGAACCCGGUCGAGAUAGCAGGGGCGGAGCAGGACCUGGCCCAGGCGAGGCUUGAUGCAGCCAGGGCCAAGGGGAACGCGGUCGAGAUAGCAGGGGCGGAGCAGGACCUGGCCCAGGCGAGGCUUGAUGCAGCCAGGGCCAAGGGGGACCCGGUCGAGAUAGCAGGGGCGGAGCAGGACCUGGCCCAGGCAAAAGCCGCGACAGUAGAAGGAAUGGCCCAGGCGAGGCUUGAUGCAGCCAGGGCCAGGGGGAACCCGGUCGAGAUAGCAGGGGCGGAGCAGGGACUCACUCAAGCACAAGAUCGAAGCCGAAUUCUCCGGGCAAGCAUUUCUCCUAUAUUUGCUUUUGAAGGCAAUUACUUGGAUGGAGUGUAG